This is a messenger RNA of Rhipicephalus microplus (southern cattle tick), 4304 nucleotides long. Its product is annotated as transmembrane protease serine 9. The record is from RefSeq and is a predicted model, not a curated record. Gene Ontology annotation, biological process: proteolysis. Gene Ontology annotation, molecular function: serine-type endopeptidase activity. Lineage: Eukaryota; Metazoa; Arthropoda; Arachnida; Ixodida; Ixodidae.
CACAUGGCGACACCGCUGACGCUCCUGCUGGUGACGGCCGCGCGUCUUCUCCUGCUGUCCCAAGCGCAGUCCACGAACAGCUGUGGAAUAAGCCUGCUCAACGAGAAGAACAUUGAGCGCAUCGUGGGAGGACAGCCAGCCGACGCCGGGGAGUAUCCAUGGCAAGUCUCCCUUCGCAAAGCUGGCCGUGACGGAAAGACGCGUCACUUCUGCGGCGGCGCGCUUAUCAGCAACCAGUGGGUAGCCACGGCAGCGCACUGCGUGGUCACGCAGUUCGGCAACGUCAUCGAGCCUGCGAGCACCAUCAAGGUACGCGUGGGCGAGCACGACCAGAGCGUGCUCGAAGGUGAGGAGAUCCAGGUGAACGCGCGCCAGAUCUUCAAGUACCGCGGCUACCAAGGCUACAACAACGACAUCGCGCUCAUCAAGCUCGCCAAAAGGGUGCGUCUCAGCCGCCGCGUGAGGCCCGUGUGCCUGCCGCACCGAGACGAAGUGUUCGAGGGAAACAACUGCGUCUCCACGGGAUGGGGUGCCACCACGUCUGGAGGUGGCGCUCCAUCGACGGUGCUUCGCGAAGUAAGCGUGCCGGUCUACAACAACGAUGUCUGCUACGGGCCCUAUGCGCGCAGGUUCCGCAUCAACAUCCGCAACUGGCAUCUGUGUGCCGGUGCCUUGGAAGGAGGCCGGGGAUCCUGUUAUGGCGACUCGGGCGGCCCGUUCCAGUGCAAACGCGCCGAUGGUAGCUGGGUGUUGGCCGGCCUAGUGUCCUUCGGUUCGGGCUGUGCGCACCGCGACUACCCCGAUGUGUACACCAGGGUAACUGAAUAUCUCGACUGGAUCGCUGAGACCACAGGAGGAGUCGUCAGCAGCUCCCGCUGGCUGCUCACCUGGGCUGGUGCCCUCGCCAACCUUCGUCACGGCGUCUUAUCGCCUCCGUUGCUUCCGCCGCCACUGCCGUUCGAGGCGUCCCGCCGAGGUCUCCGCCGGGGGGCGCCCCUGGCAGCAGUUGUUCCUGCGGGGCAGCGGGGAGGUGUGUGCGCGUGUGGCGGUCGGGGCUUCCCGCACGUGCCGCCGGCCGACACCCGAGCGCCAGAAGCUCAGAAGUCGAGACUGCAGGCGGGUGCGGCGGCACAGAUCUACGAGCACCACUGCGUUUCUUUCAACAAGACCUUGCUUCUGGGAAGACCAUUCUCGUUCGAGUUUCCCGACGACGACGGCUGCCGUACGCCUUUCAACGAGCCAGGCAGCUGCCUCGAACUGGCCAGGUGUCCAGCGCUUCAAUCAGUGCGAGACUACAACUUCCUGCGACGCUACAUCUGCGGGUUCUCGCGAAACGUGCCCUUGCUCUGUUGUCCGGGCGGCGGAGAGCAGAGGCCUCCGACACGCCCACCGACUCGUCCACAGACUCGACCUCCCACUCGACCUCAAACCCGGCCUCCUACCCGGCCUCAAACUAGGCCUCCAACUAGGCCUCCGACAAGGCCUCCGACAAGGCCUCCAGUUAGGCCUCCGACCCAACCGCCCAGGGACAACCUCGUCGAAGGACCCAGGAUUGCCAACUACCCGCGCUUCUUACCCGCUGCAUGUGGCAUGACGAAUGUCAGUGUGAGCCGUAUCGUUGGAGGCCGCGAGUCAGAACCAGGUGCAUGGCCUUGGAUGGCGGCUAUCUACAUCAACAGCGGUGGCGUGAACAGCGCUGCGUGUGGUGGAGCCCUGGUUACGGACAGGCACGUGGUGACCGCGGCACACUGCGUCGUCGUCGGACAUCGAGCCACGAACCUGCCGUCAUCUUCGUUCACGGUACGACUGGGCGACCACAACCUGGUGAGGAGCGACGACGCGGUCAGCCCUAUCGACAUCCCUGUGUCCAAGGUUGAACGGCACGCCGACUUCGUGGCACGCACCUUCAAGAAUGACGUGGCCGUGCUCACAAUGGAACGUCCAGUGAGGUUCAACAAGUUUGUGAGGCCAGUCUGCUUGCCGUAUGGCGAUGACUUCAAGACGCGGGACCUUAACGGAUACCACGCGUUCGUCACCGGAUGGGGAACCACGGCAUUCAACGGGGAGUCGAGCGACGUGCUGAAAGAAGCGCAGAUCAAGAUAUGGGAUGAAGAAUCGUGCAAGAAAGCCUUCCAGAAAGAAGUACCCAUUUCCAGCGUUUACCUGUGUGCGGGCGACGGCAAUGGACGCCAGGACUCUUGCCAGGGUGACUCCGGAGGUCCGCUGGUGUUGCCGGACGAUGGCCGGUUCUUCCUCAUCGGCGUCGUGUCGUUCGGCAAGCGCUGUGCGACGGUCGGCUAUCCUGGAGUCUACACAAGAUUGACCGAGUUCUUGCCAUGGCUAACCGAAAGGCUACAGUAAAGACGAGCAGUGACAUCACUCCUGCGGAGGGCACACUCCACCAUGCUGCGGAGACGCUUGCCCAUGCCCGCUGCUCCUGGCCGGCCCACCACCAGGAGGCAGAACGGGGCGUCGUGAAGUGAAUGCGAGCACAUGGACGAAAGUGAGGCGUGAUCUGACGCAGCGGAAACUAGGCGUCCAUUGCUGUGCCUUACGGUGUCCCAUGAACACGCCAUAGCUUCAACUCCCCCUGUGACAUGUGAUUACGUCAGCAAGUUAUUGGGGCACUCCGUUUCACUUCGCGAGUACGGUCGCAUCAGCCGCUCUUCUUUCAAAAAGCAAAAAGAAAAGCGAUUUCAUUUGAGCUUUCCCUCUGUACGGAAAGCACUAAUGCUACUAUGAUUUUCUUCUUCCAUUCAGCUAACGCAGCAGAUAAACGUCUUUAUUUUUCCCUACAAAGUGUGUCACGAUGCUGCAGGAGGCAGCCUUGUUGAAUCGCAGCUGGCACGAUCACCUAGCAAUUUUUAUCUCACGCCGUUGCACAUUUCCGUGAAUUUGUUUUAGUAUUUACUAGUCUAUAAAAGUGAUCAUGAGAAGCGUUGGUUAUCAGGUUUGCAAGGGCAAAUUAGGCUGUAAGAUGAAACGGUGGUGAAAAAGGCAGAUGUUCUUUAUAGCAAUUAGCGUCAAUGUUGCAACGGUAUUUUACGCCCAGCAACGAUGUAUCAUUUAUUCUUCUAGCUCGUAAUACUCAUGAUUUUUUUUUACUCUUUUUCGAAUCAAGACGGUGGUACGAGCUGCAGGCAAACAUUCUGUUUGCUUACAUCACAUCAGCAUACUGAUAUCAUGCUUACAAAACAUUGUACGGAAAUCGUGACGUAAAAGCAAAGCCUAAGCUUACAUGCUUGUACAAAUGAAAGAUGGAGAAAAAACCACGGCGCAUAAACCGGGGAUAAGCCGAGAAGAAAACCGAAUAAAAGCACGGUUGUCGUUUUUCCUCUAAACAUGUUUUUAUAUUUCACGCCAUUUCGUCAGGUGUAAGCUUUCUUUCAAGCACCGAUGUAAGAAAUCAGCUCGUCUUUUUGCAUUCAUUCGCGUGCAAGAAAUUAGUCUGCUUCAUUCUUUCUAUUGUUUGUGUUUAUUUAUUGCUACCUGUAUUAAUUGCUGUGCAUCAUCCGGUUCGUUGACAAAAUGCAGUGCCUCGUAACUCGAAAAGGCAUAAAAUUGCCGAUGCCACAUAUAGUAGAACACGUCAUUAGUUCAUUCAUUAUUUGUUCGACACCAGAAGUUGCGUGGCAGGAGGCCACCUGUGUAUUAUCUUGCACGAUGAAUUGGGUCUCGCUGGUUCACUAUGGCUGUGUUGUAGCUCCAAGCACAAAUAACUUCACGCAGCUGUGAAGCAACGUAUUACACCACCCACUUGUUCUUGACAUCAUUAUGAUGUCACACGCAAGAUGGCGAGGAGGGCUAGUUGGUUGAGAUUCAUUAUAAACCGUGCCACGGUGAAAAUCACGGGCACCUAAAGAAGGCGGCAGUACAGUACUAUUGACUUGAUUUUUAAGCUCCUGUGCCUAUUCAUUGUAUCCCGCUUACGGCUUGUUUUCCUCUCCCGACGAGCAAGCGUGAUGCUUCAGCGCUACGCAACUGGAGAUUGCCUUUUCCCAUCAUGCAAUUUUCUUCUGGACGCCUCUAGGGCAUGUUUUACUUGCAUCAAUUCGUGGUGAGACCACUAGAUGCUACAAAGAUGAGGUUUCGAAAACUUUGGGGUAUUCACAUUAUAAGGAUUUUUCAGUACGCUGAUAAGUGCGAAACUUUUGUUAGAUUGCCAUAGAUUUUUCUGAAUUGUCAAAUGCAUUCGUCAUUGUAUUCGCAAUGAACAUCCCAACGUUCACGUUAGUGAACCUUUGGAGCUAACCAUUGUUGAACGUGCAAAAAUGUAAUAAAACUGCAUUUGAAACUUUGUUUAA